Molecule: messenger RNA, 4534 nt
Organism: Electrophorus electricus (electric eel)
Lineage: Eukaryota; Metazoa; Chordata; Actinopteri; Gymnotiformes; Gymnotidae
Gene: slitrk5b
Product: SLIT and NTRK-like family, member 5b
Biological process (GO): positive regulation of synapse assembly; axonogenesis
Molecular function (GO): protein binding
Source: RefSeq, a predicted model, not a curated record
UGCGUUUGUCCCUGCUGUGUAGCUUUGCACGGUCCGAGUCAUCGUCACGUGCCGUAGCCCGAGUAAUGGAGCCGGAGGCGCGCGUGAUCACGAAGAGAACAUUGUGAAGAACGGCGCGGAUGCACGCGGAGCCAGCCUUCAGAGCGAAUGCAAGCAGCUACUGGAAAUGAACGCGCGAUCAUCAUCUUCUGUCGGAUGAGGAAACACGCCUGUGCUGCACUGAACUGAGCUCCACCAUCCUCCCGUAAACAUGAAUAUCUGCAUAUCGGUUCUUUCUUUUAUCGCCAUAUAUCCUCGCUUUGUUCAGGUGUUUGACAUCUAUGGGGAAAUCUGUUCAGGGCUGUGUGUUUGUGAAGAGAGAGAGGGAUUUCUAAUAGCAAACUGUGAAAAUAAAGGCCUGCUAAGCCUCUCUGAUGUCAGGCCUUUGCACUUAAAUACAUAUCAUUUACUGCUCACCGGAAAUCUUUUAAAAAAACUUUCACUCAACGACUUUGUGCAUUAUGAGGGACUCACAAUUUUGCAUCUAGGCAACAAUGAUAUAGCUGAGAUUGAGACUGGGGCUUUUAAUGGACUUCAAGGACUAAAGCGCUUGCACUUAAACAACAACAAAAUCGAAGUACUAAAGGACAAUACUUUUGCUGGCCUCGACAGUCUGGAGUAUCUUCAGAUUGACUACAAUUAUAUUAGUCACAUUGAGGUGAAUGCUCUUAACAGACUACAUCAUCUGGAGGUGUUGAUUUUGAAUGAUAAUCUGCUGUCUGCCCUGCCAAAAAACAUUUUUCAGUUUGUUCCUUUAACCCACCUUGACCUUAGAGGGAAUCAGCUUAAACAGCUGCCCUACAAUGGACUUCUGGAACAUAUGGGCAAAAUAGUAGAACUUCAGCUUGAGGAGAACCCAUGGAACUGUUCCUGUGAGCUCAUAGCCCUUAAAGCCUGGUUAGAAAGCAUAUCAUACACAGCGUUAGUUGGAGAUGUGGUUUGUGAGACCCCAUUCAGGCUGCAUGGCAGAGACCUUGACGAGAUCUCAAAGCAGGAGCUUUGUCCUCGAAGAGCCAUAGCUGAAUACGAGAUGCAGGCAGAACCUGUCCACAGCAGCCACGCUUUCUUCAGGACCACGUCGGCCUCAAUAACAGGCCCAGUACCAGCUUCAAACACCUUAUGGUCCUCUCGACCUACGAAGAGCAGCCAACCGUCAGGGAAACUACGCACCAAACCCACCUCACGGGUCUCCAAUAAGCCACAGAUCUUUGGCCCAGCUGUGGCUUUCCAGACCAAAUCCCCAGUGCCUCUCGACUGUCCUCAUCCGUGCACUUGCAAUCUCCAAAUUUCAGAUCUUGGCUUGAACGUGAACUGUCAAGAGAGAAAAAUUGAGUGUAUCUCAGAUCUAAACCCCAAACCAUAUAAUCCAAAAAAGAUGUAUCUUACAGGAAAUUACAUUUCUUCAGUGCAUGGUUCAGAUUUUGAAGAGGCUACCAGCUUAGAUCUGCUUCACUUGGGAAACAAUCGGAUAGUUAUCAUACACAGCGGAGCGUUUGGAGAGUUGGCUCACUUGCGGAGGCUUUAUUUGAAUGGAAACUUAAUAGAGCGGCUUACUGACAAUAUGUUCUGCGGUUUAGAAAGUCUUCAGUUCCUCUACUUGGAAUACAAUGUCAUUAGAGAGAUAGCUGUGCACACCUUUGAGCAGGUGCCCAAACUGCAGUUACUCUUCCUAAACAAUAACCUUCUGAAAACACUACCCACUGGCGUGUUCAGAGGGUUAAGCUUGGCACGACUCAACCUACGCAACAACCACCUUAGAAACCUGCCCGUUACUGGUGUUCUGGAGGACCUUCAGUCGUUAGUGCAGAUAGAUCUGUUUGAGAACCCCUGGGAUUGUGCAUGUGCUGUUUUGGAGAUGAAGAACUGGUUGGAGCAGCUCAGCACUGGAACUGUGGUGAACAGUGUGAUCUGCGAGUCUCCUCCGAGGUUGGCAGGAGAAGAUCUGUGCUAUGUUCAUCCCUCUCAUUUUUGCCCAGACGCCUCACAUGCGCCGGCAUCCAUUGUCUCACCUUCAGAGCAAUCCUUCCCUGGCAGCACUAUCGCCAUGGAGACAGCACUGGAUUAUGACACACAGUAUCCCACAAUCCCUCUCUCUGUGCUCAUUCUAGCCUUGCUCCUCCUCUUCCUCAUGUCAGUGUUUGUGGCUGCAGGGCUGUUUGCUGUUAUGAUGAAACGCAGCAGGAAACCUGAGCAGUCAGCCUCCCUGAGGACCGGCGGGAGCUCCUUCAACACGCUGUACCAUGACCGGGCUGCUCAGAAGGUCAGGACUUCGGCAGGUCACGUGUACGAGUACAUCCCUCCUCCAACGGAUGGCCUGGGUCAUGGCACUGCAGCAGGGGGGAGCAGAGACUCUGAUGAGCUGGCUGCUACACAGGUGUCUAAGUCCCAUCAGGAAGGUCGCAGCACUGUGGUUGGCUCAGAGCUCAGUGCAGGCACACCACGUCCCCUCCACGGAGCCUCUCCUCUCCCGGAUCAUGGAUGCGUUUACCAGCUCCUCCUGGCCAGGGACCCGCAAGCGUCCUACAGGGCCAGUUUGUCAUGUAAGCACGACGGAAAUGUGUCAGCACACUAUGCACCUGAGUUUGAUGUUCAGCAGCAGUAUCUGCGUCCAGAUGGGACACAACAGACAGUGAUGUUUUGCUCAACACCAGACACGGUCUGUGCAGAGCCAAACAGGAGCGAAUACUGGGAACUGAAAGCUAAGCUUCAUUUUGAGCCAGACUAUCUGGAAGUUCACGAGAAGAGAACAACUUUCACUCAGUUCUGAAUCACCCCCAACACACCACUCCCUUUCCACACCCACCUCCAGGUUUUGGCUCUGAUAUCACAGAGGGUUAUAUAAUACCUGACUACUGUUGGAACUGGUUUUAUUGACCAAAUUGUCCAAUCUGGAAACCAGUGGAGGUGUUUUCUUUAAAGUGAAGAGUCAUAGAUGGUUUUUUAUAUAAGCACUCAUCAGGAAGUUUAAUGUAAUGUUGCUUGACUCGUAUGCCAUGAGGAGUUACAUUCAAGAAACACUGACUUGAAUUGGAAGUUUCAUUGUUGAGUUACUCGUGAAUGGGACAACGUGCUCAUAAUAUGCUUUUCAUAGUUUGCCAUUUUGAUACUGCUGGUUUACAAUUGUAUUCAUAAUUCAUACAUAAUUCAUCAGGUUAUUUUUGUGUUUUUACAGACUGGUCUCUGCACAUUUCGCAUCAUGUCACCAUAGUAAAGAAGCUACAUGUAAUGUUUUACAUUUCAAUUGAUCUUUAUAAGAUCUUCACAAGACACUGACCAUUACAUUUUAUAUGUUGUUACUAAGCAUACACAAACCAAACAAAAAGGUUCACACACAUUCAAAAAUAUUUAUGCAGAACAUUUAUUCACAAGCAGUUUUUAUUCUGUUAGCGGAAUCCUAGUGUUUCCAUUAAGCUCUUUUAAUAUGGCAUUCUGAGUUACACCUUCUGACGUUCAGAGUCACGUGUUCUGACGUUCAGAGCCACGUGUUCUAAAAUUCAGAGUCACAUGUUCUGACGUUCAGAGUCACGUGUUCUGACGUUCAGAGCCACGUGUUCUAAAAUUCAGAGUCGCAUGUUCUGACGUUCAGAGUCACGUGUUCUGACGUUCAGAGCCACGUGUUCUGACAUGCUGUAAAUGAAGUGAAUUAGCAGGCAUUCAGAUGUGAUCUUUAAGUUAAAUAAGACCUUAAAGGUCUGAAAAUGCACUGAAUAAGAUUGUUAUGCAUAUAAGGACUCACGAGCACGAUGUGGAUAAAACCGACACAUUAUCCUGCCAUAGAGUCCUGGAUAAAUCAAAGAAGAGGUCUCAGUGGUUGUACACGUUUGCCUUCAGUAUUACUUCCAGAUCCAGGACCAGAUCCAGAAUCGCUUGUAAAGGCAUGCUUUAGGAAAUGGCCUAUGCAUUCAUUCCAGCCAAACACUAAUUUUCCACUAAGGUUUCCUGACCCACUAGGGCUAUUUAUUCCCGUUCAAUUUUCUGCGUGUGAAAGCAACAGCAAUACAAUUGUAUUUAUAUACAAGACUUUAAUAUUCAUGUUGCAGUAAAAUUCUCAUGCAAGUCUUAAUGCAAUCUGGAAAGACUGUUGUGCCGCGAACUUCUUAACGUCCUUAAAUUAAUACUGCUACUGUUUCUUCUUCAGUUACUCAGUUAUUGCACGUGUAAAACUUUAAAUACUGUUUUAAAAAAGUUUAUUUUAACUUGGCUGUUUGUUGCAGUUUGGUUGCAUUGUGGUUGUAAAGUUGUUUUUGUCUUUUUAUUCUGUAUUUGUUAGUGCAAACGAAAUGAACUCAGCUGAAAAUAUGCCUGAUCCAACGUAAUAAGAUGGCACAUGUCCAGAUUCUGCACUGAUAUUCUGACAUAUGCAGCACACACUGCUGUAAUAUCAUCUAGUAUAUGCGUCUCAACAUGAAUGCUGGCAAUACAUCAAACCAGUGACAUAUUUGUCACAAUUGUUUACUUCAUGUUACAGAUGAAUAAAUUCUAUAUUUUUCUUUCA